AGGCGGAGAGCAGCUUCUCUCUGUCUUACAAAGAGAGGAUAGGAACACAAGCAAGAGCAAGGCAUGGAACCCAACGAUAAUUGUACAUACGCCCGGGCAACUGGGGCAUCUACGGAGCCUCUCCCCUGCCAAUUAGCUAAUGAUAACAGACGGGUGUCAUGAUUAGAAAUAUGCUCCCCUGGCAAUGCAAGGAAAACACUGCAGAAUUGAUCCAUUACGAAACUCCGACUUGCGCCCCGGAGAAAAAAAUUCAAAGGGUUCCACGUCUUUGCCUCGCCAUUGCUAUUACUCGUGCUAAAGUUGUUCAAUGGGCUCUGGACGCGAAGCUAAAGAGAGUCUCCGCCGGAGCCGGCGCCACUAGUGGCUUACCCGGCACAUGCCGACGCAGGCCGGCCGCCAAAAGACAUCCCGACUAUCGGACGCGGGAUCCCGGGAUUCUGUUUGGUGAAGCGGAAUUGCUUGUGCUUGUGCUCUACAUCGUAAUUGUGGUGGUCAUGCAGAUGAUACAGAGGCAGUGAUACCGUUGCAGUUUUCCAAUUGAAGCACGAAACGACGACACGAAGAAGUAGGGAGGACGAGGAGGCGCCGGAGCACCCUAUCG
Molecule: messenger RNA, 601 nt
Organism: Trichoderma harzianum CBS 226.95
Lineage: Eukaryota; Fungi; Ascomycota; Sordariomycetes; Hypocreales; Hypocreaceae
Exons: 1
Coding region: 159-518 (119 amino acids)
Source: RefSeq, a predicted model, not a curated record